CUUACUAAACGUCAAUAGAAUUUGUUAUUUAAUAUGCUUUUAAAAUACAACCGUGCUGCUUUACAAUACAAUACGACGCGCUGCUUUAGAACUUAAAGUACCGCAGUUUGAUAAAGUGUUUGUUAAAUUGUUUAAACAUUUUUAUUAUUUAAAGAGUAUUAAGUCACCAUGGUUGACAAAGAUGUGGCAGAUAUAUUUGAGAAAUGGAAUCCGAUGAAAGCAGUGUACCAAAACGUGUCUCUUAAUAAAUAUAAUACUGGACCUGGUGCCGCUUUAGAACCGGGUACUGCUUUUAAAAAGCAUCUCGAUAGAGAACAAGUUCCGUACUUGUAUAUCAAGAAUGUUCCGGAACACUUAGAAGAGGAGGGCUUAUACAAUUUAUGCAGUCAAUAUGGACAUAUUGUUGGAAUUCGUAAAAGAGACAAAUCUUAUUUUAUGGAUCUGGCUAAUUUGGGUGAUAUGGACGCAAUAUAUCAUGUCCUCAAAAAGAAGAUUAAGGGGAUAACUGUAGAAAUUGGUAAAAAUUGCAAGAGACAAAGUCAACCAAAUGAACAAAUUCAGCAACAAAAUGACCAAACCGAAAUGGAAAAUUUUGAUAAUGACAAUUCUGAAAUCGAGCCAAUAACUGCUCCACCAAAUGAGAAGAGAAUUUUAGAUGGAAUACCUACUAAAAAUCAUGCGCCACCUUUCUUCCAUGAUACGCCUUUUAUUACAACAAACGAUUAUGAUUCAAAAGAUAAUUUUCUUGCUAAAGUAGAUCCAAAGAAACAAUAUGUGAAUGUGGAAGAUACUUAUAGUUUGGAGCGUCUUGGACAUAUAGAAAAAACAGAAUUUUUGAAUAAUUCAAAUUAUGAAUUCGCUACUGGUAGAGCUUACAUAAAAAUCGAUGACGCAACUAAACAGCUAAUGUCUGCAAAAGCAGUAAACACAAAUAAUGAUGAUAUAAGCGAAUUACAUAUUGGGAAAUGCGACAAUUGCAGUUUACUUUGCAGUCACAUUUGCAACGAUUGUGAAACCUUCUAUUGUAGUAAACAAUGUCAAAUAAAAAAAUGGAAAACUCAUCGUUAUGUUUGCGGAAAGCCAAAACAUAUGCAAAGAACGGAAUUAUCGGACUCUGAAAAUAGCCUAUCAAGUUCAACAUUAAGUGUAGUACGUGAUCAUAUGCCACAAAGUGGUGAUGUUGUUAUGAUUACUAGUAUAUCAAAGAGUAAUCUUGUAUUUGUACGUUCCGCACAUGCUGAAGAAUAUUUGAGUUUCUUUAAGAUAAUGCAAAAGGUUUACUCAGCGGGUGCUAAUGGAAAACAGUUAACAGAUAUUCCUAAAUUAGGACAAGUUGUUAUCACAAAAUCUAAGGAUCAAUACAAUCGAGCAAUGGUACUCAAUAUUGAUGAUCCAAACUCUAUUAAGGUUGUUUAUAUAGAUUUUGGUAAUGUUGAAUAUAAGCAAUUAUCAGAAUUAUAUCUUGCCACAAAUGAACUUAUAAGUGAGCCACGAUUCGCAAAUCCAGUACUACUUAAAGGUGUACCAUACCGUUAUAUGACCACAAAAAUACGUGAUUAUAUGUUUUCUUGGUUAAAUAUGGACGCUAUCAUAAUUUACAAUCCUGUUGACGAAGAAAAUGGUGUCCAAAGUGUGGAACUUAAACAUUUUGUUUCUAAUAAAACCCUAAACAGCGCUGUUAUAAGCCUUUGUUUAUCGAAUGAAAGGCCAAAAGAUGAAGUGUUAUUUAUAAAUUUCUUAGAACAUAUAAAAUUGCCGACUGGUAAUAAUAUUGAAGUAGUUAUUAUGGAUAAUUCAUUUUUAAUUACGGGAAUUGUGAGUUGUACUACAAGGGCAUAUGCUAUUGAAAUAACUAAAUUCCAGAAAGAGCUUCAAACGUUUGGUGAAUCAUCAAAAGAAAUGCUUUAUGCUCCACGUGUCAAUGAGUUGUGUUUAGCUCGUUAUGGUAAGGACAAUUCAAAAAAAUGGUUUAGAGGGUUUUGUGUUGAAAUCGUUGGUGAUGGUAAACCAUGUAUUCUAUUUAUGGAUUAUGGUUUUUCUGCUAACAUCAAUAUCGAGGAUAUACGUCCUUACCCGAAUCAGUAUACUUUUCCAAAAUUAACAUCGGAAUGUGAUAUUAAAGGUCUACCUCAGAUCUUGGAGAAUAUGGAAUCCAAAGAAAAACGGGAAAAUCUAAUUGCAACACUUGAGACACUGUUACCAGUAGGAUCUGUAAUUAAGUGUGACCAUAUAGAAUAUAAUGAAAAACUUAAUUUUUGUGAAUUAACACUACAUAAGAUAAAACAACAACUUGAAAUGGACGGUUUGUUGAAAGAAGCUUAAAAUGUGCUUUUUAAAUUCAAUAUUUAAAUAAUCUUGACAAUUGAAUUAGUUUGUAAGUAAUACACCAAAAUAAUCUCAACAAUUGAAUUACUUUAAGUAUUAAGUUAAAUAUUAAAAAUAUGCAUCUUUUAAAAUUGUUUAAAACAAGUUUAGACUGGUGUUCUUAAAUGUCAGUUCUAUAAAAUAAAAUACAAUGAACAUUAAAUGUCAAUGUUUUUAGUAUCUAAAUUAUUUAAAUUAGAAUUAUAAAUAGAAUUAACAAUACUUCAAGUGUGAACACACAAGUCAAGUACAGCUUUGGGUUAGAACACUGA
Messenger RNA from Teleopsis dalmanni, 2636 nucleotides. RefSeq names its product protein vreteno. The record is from RefSeq and is a predicted model, not a curated record. Lineage: Eukaryota; Metazoa; Arthropoda; Insecta; Diptera; Diopsidae. The coding region runs from base 169 to 2322 and encodes 717 amino acids. Gene Ontology annotation, molecular function: nucleic acid binding. The transcript is spliced from 8 exons.